Molecule: messenger RNA, 1223 nt
Organism: Hippocampus comes (tiger tail seahorse)
Lineage: Eukaryota; Metazoa; Chordata; Actinopteri; Syngnathiformes; Syngnathidae
Gene: supt3h
Product: SPT3 homolog, SAGA and STAGA complex component
Exons: 10
Biological process (GO): transcription by RNA polymerase II
Molecular function (GO): transcription coactivator activity; protein heterodimerization activity
Source: RefSeq, a predicted model, not a curated record
UCCGGAUCUACGUCAUCGAAGUGCGCCGGGAUUUCAAACAAACGACAGCGACGCAGUGCUGGACAACUUUUGUGACAGAGUUUGUGAUUGGUCCAGAGAGGUCACAUGGCUGUUUCCGCCAUGGCCGGCUCCCGAGAACGCCCUGCGGCAUCCAGGACCAGUUUCAUACCUGAGAUACAGGGCAUGAUGUUUGCCCUGGGAGACGCUCGCAGGCCGUUGCACGAGACAGCAGCCCUGGUGGAGGACAUUGUGCAUACGCAGCUUAUCACCAUGCUCCAUCAGGCCAGCGAGGGCGCCACCCUCCGGGGUUCAAGGGUCAUCGCGGUGGAGGACAUCCUCUUCCUGAUGCGCAGAGACAAGAGAAAGGUGUCAAGGCUGUUGAAGUAUCUCCAAUUCCGUGACUACAAGUCAAAGCUUCUCAAGGGCCUGGACGAUGAUGACGGGCAGCCGGAGCAAGGCGCGGGGUCGUCAGGCACGGUAGCCGGGGGCAACCAACGUCGCCAGCGUCUGGCUCAGGAUUACCUGCUGUGGUUGGACCACACGGGCGAGCUCCUGUCCCUGGCCGAGCGGCAGGAGAUGGACCCCGUCAAGCAAGAGAGGCUGGAGCGUCUGGAGCGUCACAGCAGAGCCAUGGACCAGACGCAGUACGCCGAAUUCUGUGAGAGUCGACAGCUCAGCUUUGCCAAGAAAGCAUCCAAGUUCCGCGACUGGCUGGAUUGCAGCAGUCUGGACCUCAAACCCAACGGCGUCGCCAUGGAGAUACUGUCCUACCUGGCCUAUGAAACUGUCGCCCAGGUAACCGCAUCAUCCAUCUAUCAUUCAUACCUUAACGCCCCCCACCCCCCACCUAAAUAUGAGUCGUUUUUCGUCUUUGAUUUCUUUUUGUUUGUUUUCCUGAGGUGAACUUGACGUGUUGUCUGGCAGGUCAAGAAAGAAUCGGAGUCGCCUGAAGCCACGCCUCCCUCCACUCCUGGGUCCUCCCACUCUUCCAAGCCCCUCCUCCAAGGCAACGGAAGCCUGGAGGGGCGAGCGCGGCAGAGGAAACGUAAAAAGAGCUGUCCUGCUGCGGCGGAACCUCCCAGCGGCGCCAUCCAGCUUUGUCACAUCCGAGAGGCCAUCCGAAGAUACAACUACCGACACACCAGUGCCUACAGGAGGAACGGGAUGGCUUACCUGGCCUGUUGACCCCCCCGUGGAAAACGGAUGAAUUGUGUUUCUCUCAG